AUGACCGAACAUGCUGCUGGCGACAACGUGCCAGGACAGGAAUCGCAGGACACCACGCCGUUGAACCAGUCGACCGAACACCACCAACAACCGCACACAUCAACCUCCACUACCAGUCCCACCAUACCCACCACGGAAUCUCCCAUCCCCGACAUCCCAGCUGCCUUCCCUAAGAAACGCCGCGGCCGUCCCCCUGGUCGCCCAAAUGCUACUGUCCGUGAUGCAGACUACGAAGAUAACGCAUUGGUACAGGCAUGGAACGCAGCCAAAGCAGACCGUGCCUCGCCAGCAGUCUCGAUUUUCAUCCGGGAUGCUCUGACAGAGCAGUCCCUCGUCCACGACACUCAGCGCAACAUCUUCCGCAUGCCCAGCCGCGAGACCAUCCUUUUCGUGCAAGGCUGGAUCACCGCCAAGCACAUCGCCUCCCAGAGACCAAGUUACGUCAACGGAUUGUUGAUUCACUCGCGAGGUCAAGACGCUGCCGUAGCAUGCGCCCAGUGCGCCGAGAAACGUUCCAAAUAUGCCCUGGGCCCCUUCCUGAGCUGCCGCGUGCUUCCGGGGAGUUACCACAACAGCUGUUCGAAUUGCAAGUGGUUCGACAACACCUCGAGCUGCUCCCUUUAUACCGGCCCGAAACCGAAUCGAAAACGCAAAGCCAAGGAACAGCUUCCGCCGCCGCCAACAACCGGUGUCGGCCCGGCUUCAGACGGCGAUAGGCCUAAUGGCAAUUCUUACGGUACCUCGUCUACAGCGGGAGAUCAAGGAAGUGCUCCGCUCGAACCAAAGUCACAUCCCCAGGCUCAACUCCAACCCGAGGCGGAUAUGGCCACCCCAUCCACUCAACCACAACCCCACGCCGGAAUGAGCGGCUCCGAGCUACUGGAAACGCCCAGUCAGCCGGACUCUUUGACCGACUCCCACUACGCCCUGCGAAAACCUGGCCAGGACGAAGACGCCGAGUCAGCGGACGACGGCGAUGCAGAUUGGCAGCUCAACUACUGCCAGAGCUCCAACGCUCGGAUCCCUAGAUGGGAGAAGGCGGUCAACGCCAGUCGCGCUCAGGCCAAUAUCCCGCCUUCGGCGAUAUCAUGA
Molecule: messenger RNA, 1092 nt
Organism: Chaetomium globosum CBS 148.51
Lineage: Eukaryota; Fungi; Ascomycota; Sordariomycetes; Sordariales; Chaetomiaceae
Exons: 2
Coding region: 1-1092 (363 amino acids)
Source: RefSeq, a predicted model, not a curated record